Betta splendens (Siamese fighting fish) is the source of this 1687-nucleotide messenger RNA. RefSeq names its product osteoclast stimulating factor 1 (gene ostf1). NCBI's taxonomy places the organism in Eukaryota, Metazoa, Chordata, Actinopteri, Anabantiformes, Osphronemidae. Gene Ontology annotation, molecular function: protein binding. Gene Ontology annotation, biological process: signal transduction. The transcript is spliced from 10 exons. Bases 128 to 772 code for a protein of 214 amino acids. The record is from RefSeq and is a predicted model, not a curated record.
UAACUUUUCCGCCGCCUCGCUCAACUUCCUCAUUGGCAGCGCGAGCGAAGUGUAGUCCAGUUUAGCGACGAUCCGGCGUCAAACCACACGGCGCGUUCGGGUUUACUUCUAUCUUCGAGCCUCGAAAAUGUCGAAGCCUCCUCCUAAGCCGGCCAAGCCAGGCCAAGUCAAGGUGUUCAGAGCAUUGUUCACCUUUGACCCCAGAACGCCCGACGAGCUGUACUUUGAAGAAGGAGACAUUUUGUACAUCUCAGACACAAGCGACACUAACUGGUGGAAGGGGACGUGCAGAGGACGGACAGGGCUAAUUCCAAGUAACUAUGUGGCUGAGCAGGCAGAGUCAAUCGACAACCCCAUGCACGAAGCAGCCAAACGAGGGAACAUGAGUUGGCUGAGGGAAUGUCUGGAGAACAGGGUUGGAAUUAAUGGUCUGGAUAAGGCAGGAAACACCGCCCUCUACUGGGCAUGCCACGGAGGACAUAAAGAUGUUGUGGAGCUGUUGCUCAGCCAGUCCGGUGUGGAGCUCAACCAGCAGAAUAAACUCGGGGACACAGCUCUGCACGCUGCUGCCUGGAAAGGUUACUCUGACAUUGUGGAAAUGUUGCUGAACAAGAAUGCGAGGAUAGACGUCAGGAACAAUGAGAAAAAGCUGGCCGUGGAAAUGGCCACCAACGCCCUGUGUGCCUCGCUUCUCAAACGGAAGCAGGGGAACACUGUCACGCGCACACACAGCAACGCUGAAGAGUAUUUGGACGACGAGGACUCGGACUGAGCUGCCGGGUUGGGAGUUCGUCACUGUCCUCCACUGGGUUUUUGGGAGAGGGUUGUGAAGCUUGUAGAGUUUUAUUACGGACCUAAAAUGGAUUUGCCGCCCUGUUUCCCGCUGUAACUCCAUUUUAGCCCCGUUAUUUUGUGCGAACUCUGUUCCGAAGCCCUGUGCGUCGCGCCAGUGUGAAUUCUACGGCAUUGAAUGAAUGCGCAGCGCGACUCAGCCGCUUCGCCAAGUGCAUUUAUACAUGUAAGGACUUGGAGCGUCUGUUGCACACUGGGAGCUGAGGGUAGAGGACGUGCAGUAGUGUAACAAUGGACCAAACGCAUUCCAAAUAUACAAAGCAUGUUCAACCAAUGUAACCUGGAAAUUAAAAUGUGCCAGUGUGGAUUAAAACAUUGAUCUGCCUCCAAAUAUUUUAUCAAUAUCAUUAAAAUAACAGAACUACAGGUAUUAAUUUCUCUCCCAGCUUGGUGCUCUGUCACAUUUAUAAACCUUGCAUUUAGGGACCCAAAGACUGACCCGUGGUACCGGUUCCGUCAUGUUAAGGGUCUCGAUCGUGCAUAAAUUGGAUUCACUGGGGAAAAGGGCAUAACUCAUCUGCCGUCUUCGCACUGUGACACUCGGCUGUUAUUCUCUGUACUACAUUCAUUUAGGUCUAUGUAAUAGCAUUUCCACCGCCAUUAAACAUCAAUUCAGUCGAAGUCUCUGUGGAACAGAGGUUAUUAUUCCUUAAUCUUUCGAGCUUUUGCCGGUUUGAUUUCCAUUCUGGGAGCACAUUUUUGGUUUUAUUGCUGCUUUCAAACAAAUUAUAUUAAAAGUGCCUGAAACGUGUGUAAGAGUAUAAGUAUGUGAGAUUUAAGAUGAUUUCUAUCUGCUGUGAUUUCAAUCUGCAAUAAAAUACAAACCUAAAAUGUU